CAGACGAGGUGUCACUCCUCAUGUUCCACUCUUCCCCUCCGCCCUCUAUCAGUCAGCUGCAGCAGACGCUUUUUCGCCGUGCUCUAAUGCUGCCGAUUCAACCAAGACAGAGAAACAAAUAAAUACAAAGCUGCACAUCAUUAGCACAGAUCACACACAAGUAAUAAAGGUCACUAAGGGGCAUGAGAGGCUUGUCAUAGGCCAACGCUGUUGUGAGCUGGACCCAGCGCUGUUGACGGGGACAUGGGCCUCUUCCUCAGGGCUUCCAGCACGCUCAACACAACAGAACACCACCUGGGUGACCGAUACACACACACGACGACGACGACGGUGGCAGCAGCAUUCAAAGGGACCUCGUGGGCUUCAGCCUUCUCUCUGGCGCCACGCCACUGCAGGCUUAGCACCCAGCAGAAGCACAGCUGGUCUCCAGUUCUUGGUGUAGACACUCCAGGUAGCCUUCUCUAAUGAGGAUGUCUGAAACUGUCACUGUAAAAGAGACUAGUGACACUAUGAGAGGCCUGGAGACAGAGGAGAACCACGCCACACCAGCUGCCACCUAUGUCAGCCCAACCAAGAAUGACAGCAGAGAGCAACAGGCCGAACCACAGGCCAACACUCAACAGCUACCACCACAGCCCCCCCCCCAAGUACAGCUCACACCCAAGCCUGAAAUACAGCCACCACCCCAAGUUCAACUUUCGCCCCAACCCAACAGAGAUGCCAGCUGCUGCCAAGACAAGACUGAAACUCAGUCUAACUCAAAGUUAAAGUUAGUUCGGAGCCUGGCUGUUUGUGAAGAGUCCUCUCCUCCCCCUAUUCCCACUGAUCUGCUUCGAGAACAUCAGGAUGACAUUCAGAUCCAGCUCAACCAGUCAUUUGACAAAGAGCAGCUGCCAACACAGACCAAAAAUGAAGAAGACAAGGACAAAAGCAGUGACAAGCUGGAGAAACCAGAGAAAAUGCCAAGGAAAAUGUUAUCCCGAGAUUCCAGUCAGGAAUACACUGACUCCACUGGGAUUGAUCUUCAUGAGUUCCUAGUAAACACGCUGAAAAACAACCCCAGGGACAGAAUGAUGCUGCUGAAGCUGGAACAGGACAUCCUCGACUUUAUCAGUAAUAAUGAAAGCCAGAAGAGGAAGUUUCCCCCAAUGACCUCCUACCACAGAAUGCUGCUGCACAGAGUCGCUGCCUACUUUGGCCUAGACCAUAAUGUUGAUCAAACCGGGAAAUCUGUAAUCAUCAACAAAACUAGCAAUACAAGAAUACCUGAUCAGAAGUUUUCAGAGCACAUCAAAGAUGACAAGACUGAUGACUUCCAAAAGCGGUACAUUCUCAAAAGGGACAACUCUAGCUCAGACAAAGACGACAACAUGAUGCGGAUGCGGCUGAAGGAUGAUAGAAGGAGCAAGUCAAUAGAGGAACGAGAGGAGGAGUACCAGCGGGCCAGAGACAGGAUAUUUGCUCAAGAUGGUCCCGAUGGCUUUGCUCUUGAAAAAAGGAUACAAGAAGAUGAUGUCUGCAACAGCACACAACAAAGGCGGCAAAUAUUUAGGUUAAAAGAUGGACGCUCAGCUAACAGCCGCCAGAGCAGUUCUGAGAAUGAACCAAAGUACUCGGACCCUCGACCAUGGAGCAGCACCGACUCAGACAGCUCUAACCGAAACUUGAGGCCAGCCAUGACUAAGGCCAGCAGCUUCAGUGGCAUCUCCGUCCUCAUCAGAGGAGACAGCUCAAGCAGCAGCAAGAGCAUGGGCCGGCUCUCUAAGACUGGUUCAGAGUCAUCUAGUAGCGUAGGUUCCUCUACGGGUUCGCUCUCUCGCUCCCAGCCACCCCUCCCCGUUCCGGCGCUAACCCAGGCAGGCCAUGCUGCGCCACCCGUGGCCUACCCAGCCGUCUGCACUAGUAGUUCUGUGUCUUAUGAGGUGGGCAGGAGUGGCCCGGCGCUGCAGCCACCACCCCCACUGCCUCCACCACCGCCAACAUCCACGACUAACACUAGCUACUAUUUGCUUCCACUGGAAGCCACAGGGAUACCACCAGGGAGUAUCCUGGUCAACCCACACACAGGCCAGCCUUUUGUGAACCCAGACGGCAGUGCGGUGGUGUAUAACCCCAGUUUGGCUCCCCAGCAGGGCAGGACCCAGCAGCCCCUGCCCCCACCACCACCGCCGCCACCGCCACCGCCCCCACCUGGAACCCACCAGCAUCAGUCAACCAACCACGUCCUCCCUCAGCCGGCCCGGCCCCUCCAGCCCUCCACUCAGCCUGUCCAGUACCCAAUGGUCUCUUAUCUACCGCAGCUCCUCUCCGUCUCCCCUAACCAACAAUACACUGUGCAAGACAACCUGGGAGCCCAGUUCAGCCACAUGAGCCUAGGUCGGCAGACCUCUGGUGAGAGCCGGGAUUCCCAUACUGCCAUGUACCCCUCCUCAGUUGUGCUCCAGGCCCCCCCACAUCAGGCUGGCUACAUGGUGCCUCCACCAGGUCAGCCUGUACCUGCCCCAGCCUAUUCCACCCCUGCUCCACCUCCUGUCAACCAGACGGUCAUGCAGCAGCAGGGCUACAUGCAACAACCCAUGCAGCAGAUGCCAGCUUGUUACUGUGCGCCAGGCCAGUACCCCCUCUCCAACCAGCAGUACCGAGCAGUGGGUACGGUACAGUACAGCGCCCCACAGAGCCAGCCUCUACCCCCUCCCACACAGCAGACAGGUUACCAAACUGUGAUGCCAAAUCAACCACAGAGCUUUCAGAGUAUGAUAGGAGUUCAACAGCCACAAAGUCAAAACUUAGUCAGUGGCCAGCAUAGCAAUAUGGGAAAUCAGAUGCAAGGCAUGAUGGUCCAAUAUCCCUCCAUGCCAUCUUAUCAGGUAUCCAUGCCCCAAGGGUCGCAGGGUGUACCGCAGCAGACAUAUCAGCAGCCAAUCCUCAUCCCUAGCCAGUCUAACCAGGGGCCCAUGCCAGCCUCCAGUGUCCAGGUUUACUACAGUGUUAUCACACCUAACCAACAGAACUCUAUGAGCUCGUCGGUGGGGUUCCUUCCCCCUCCUGGGUCAGAGCAGAUGCAGUUCCCGCGGCCGUCCUCCCCCUGUAGUUCCCAGCAGAUUCCUGCACAGCAGUGCUCAGGUGUUCCCCCUCCACCAGGUAGCGGUAUGGUGAUGAUGCAGCUGACUUUGCCCCCCAGCCAGCAGCCACGGCCACACUCCCCCCCACAGUGGAAACACAACAAGUACUACAGCCUGGACCACCAGAGAGGGCCCAAGUCCACAGAGCUUUCCACCAUAGACACCUCACAGAGCAGUCCUCAGCUUGGCAGCACAUCCACCUCCCCAGCCCAGUCUCCCACACCUACUCACCUGACCAAUGUGAAGAACAUCCGUCCAGGCCUGGCAUCUGCUCCAAUCAUGCCACAGUUCUCCCGAUCCUUUGUGCCAGGGCAAGGAGAUUCGCGGUACCCCCUGCUCGGACAGCCGCUGCAGUAUAACCCCCAGAUCCGUCCCCCUCUCCUCCACGCACCCCCGAUGGUUCCCAGUCACCAGGUACCCAUGGGUAUGAGGCAUGGUGGCGGCCGAGGGAGAAAACAGACCAGGAAAGCUUUGUCUACAGAUCUCAGUGUAGGUGAAGCAGUGAGUGGGCGGGUCCUGGAGGUGACUGAGCCGCCACAAAAGACCAGUUUCCAUCUGAGUGUGGAAGAGUCCGUGCCAGGUCAUCUCUCAAGGGUCGGGGCCAGCACCCACCAGAUCCCUGGACAACACCAUCACCUGGAAUGUCAGCCAGGGGCCAGUGACAACCACCGCUGCCAUGCCAAACCUACUUUCCUGGUCCCUGCUGACCUUACCUCCACCUACGCGCUCCAGUCCCUCAUCCCCACCAGACAGCCCACAGCCCAACAGGCCCCACCACCACCGAACCAGCCGCCAUGCCUCCUUCAGACUGCAUACAAGCAAAGGUCUCAGCCGGCCCCCAAGUCUGGAGAGGGCCAGCUCCCAACAGGGGGCAGUGUAGUUGCAUUAGAUGCAACAGCCAAGGACGUCUGGCUACAGCCGUAUCCUCCUCCUCCUCCCCCCCCUUGCCUCCCCACUACCACCAGCGCCUCCACUCAGCUCCUGAUGCCAUCCCUCCCCAGCCCCUCCCUCCCUCCUGUCGCAUUCUAAGUUAAUUUGAUGUAGAAAGGUGGUUUUUACACUUGAUUUGUAGAGACUCUUGGGGAAUAUUUUUUGUCUUUGUGAAUUCUAGCAAAUUCAAGGAACAAACAGUAACCAUAACUUAUACCACAGUAACAUCCCAAAACAAAACAUGAAUUUCCAAAUGACCACCUGUCUGCUGUCAGUCAAGAAACAGUUGGAACAUAUCAAAGGGCAGAUGUGUUUUUCCCCCUUUUAAAUUUUUUGUUUGUUUGUUUGUUUGUUUUUUAGUUGUGAAAUUUUGAGUUUGAUCCCAAGCUCAGUUUACUUGCUGGGCUUUAGUGGAGUGUCCACUCUCUCUCAGCUGAACUUCACCUAAGCCCCUCCUCCAACCCCAACCUCGGCCCCCCCAAGGGGCAUCUUAGUACAGCCCACCCACCAGCCACUUGCCCCAUAUUGUGGUCAGAACAUCAUGGAGUCCCUCUUUGCUACACAGUGGGUCUCUUGUUGUGCCUUCUAUCCAGAGUCUACUGCUUUAGUCUCCAACAAACACAAAAUGAAGACAGUGCAGUUUCUAACUUGUAUGGAAAAGACCCACUUAUUGUAAAUAAUUUAUAUAAUAGCUUAAAAAAAAAAAUCAAAUCAAUUCUCUUUUCACAGUGAACAGUAUGUGUUGGUCACAGGCACAGAUAUGAAUGACAAAGGCUUUUUUGUUUUGACAUCCCUGGUUUUAAUUUAAAAAGGUUGAGUCUAAUUAAAAAAAAAAAAAAAAAAAAAAAAAAAAAACACUCCUCCACC
Messenger RNA from Myripristis murdjan (pinecone soldierfish), 4919 nucleotides. RefSeq names its product R3H domain-containing protein 1-like. NCBI's taxonomy places the organism in Eukaryota, Metazoa, Chordata, Actinopteri, Holocentriformes, Holocentridae. The record is from RefSeq and is a predicted model, not a curated record. Gene Ontology annotation, molecular function: nucleic acid binding. The coding region runs from base 465 to 4151 and encodes 1228 amino acids. The transcript has 26 exons.